Molecule: messenger RNA, 1056 nt
Organism: Tachysurus vachellii
Lineage: Eukaryota; Metazoa; Chordata; Actinopteri; Siluriformes; Bagridae
Product: serine/threonine-protein kinase pim-1-like
Exons: 8
Coding region: 1-1056 (351 amino acids)
Biological process (GO): regulation of mitotic cell cycle; negative regulation of apoptotic process; protein autophosphorylation
Cellular component (GO): cytoplasm
Molecular function (GO): ATP binding; protein serine/threonine kinase activity
Source: RefSeq, a predicted model, not a curated record
AUGACAUUUGAAGACCAGCGCGUGGAGACGCCAAUUUUUCUGGAGAUGGACAGCGCGAGCGCAGAGUGUGAGCACAAAGGAUCUGAGUACUUGAUGGAGGAGAUCAAGUCAAGGUACUCAGUAGGAAAGCUGCUGGGUGAAGGAGGUGAAGGUGCAGUAUAUGCAGGGGUUCGUCUGUCGGAUGGCACUGAGGUUGCUAUAAAAGUUUCCCAGUUGGACCCUUACUUGGGAAUGAUAACCAUCCCUGGAGAGGCCACUCCCAUUCCCAUUGAGGUCGGUCUGAUGAAGAUGGUCUCCCAGCCACGCCGUUGCCCGAAUAUCCUUGAGCUGCUGGAAUGGUUUGUGGUCCAGAACUAUCUGGUGCUUAUCUUAGAAAAUCCAAGCCCCUGCAUGGACCUCAUGGACUUUUGUGACCUCCAUGGAGGUAAGCUCCCUGAACCCCUGGCGAGGGACAUCAUGGUCCAGGUGGUUCAGGCAGCUUGUCAUUGCUGUGCCAGAGGAGUGUUCCACAAUGACAUCAAACUAGAGAACAUCCUUGUCAACACCGAGACACUUCAGGUGAAGCUUAUUGAUUUUGGAGUUGGCGACCUGCUGAAGGGAACGCCCUAUACCUACUGCCCAGGCACUGAAAAGUAUUUCCCACCAGAGUGGUUCAGAGAAAGACUUUACAUGGGCCGUCCUACCACCAUCUGGACACUGGGCAUCCUCCUAUAUCAGAUGCUCUGUGGGAAAUGGCCCUUUGAGUCACCAGAAGAAAUUAUUGCUGGCCACCUGCACUUUCCUCCUGACUUGUCUAAAGACUGCCAGAAGUUUAUAUCACGGUGUCUGGCACAAAAGCCUAAGUCUCGACCAUCGUUCAAGAAAUUGCUGAAGAACCGGUGGUUGAAGAGCGGCUCAAGGUCUACGCAGAGAAUUCCCAUCAUUAGGGGCCUUGAGACGCUCACAGAAAAAAGAACACCACAAAAAGGCUUUCCACCAGAUUAUGGAGUGUGGCUUUGGGGAUUUGUAAAUAUUCAGCCAAAAGAGUGCAAGAGGUUGAGCACUGAUGACAGAUAA